Suncus etruscus (white-toothed pygmy shrew) is the source of this 1261-nucleotide messenger RNA. RefSeq names its product pyridoxamine 5'-phosphate oxidase (gene PNPO). NCBI's taxonomy places the organism in Eukaryota, Metazoa, Chordata, Mammalia, Eulipotyphla, Soricidae. Gene Ontology annotation, molecular function: FMN binding; pyridoxamine phosphate oxidase activity. The record is from RefSeq and is a predicted model, not a curated record. Gene Ontology annotation, biological process: pyridoxal 5'-phosphate biosynthetic process; pyridoxine biosynthetic process. Bases 60 to 836 code for a protein of 258 amino acids. The transcript has 7 exons.
UAGGUAGGCCCGACCGUCGGCUGUGAAAUUGAUUCUGAACUCACGUGGUCGGCAGCCCCAUGACGUUUGGGCUGCGGGGCGUCACCGUGACGUUCUGCAGGAGGCCUGCCUACCUUCGCUACCUGUGCAGCCACGGCUCGGUCAUGGAUCUGGGACCCAUGCGCAAGAGUUACCGUGGGGACAAAGAGGCAUUUGAGGAGACUCAGCUGACCUCUCUGGACCCCAUUAAGCAAUUUGCUGCUUGGUUCGAGGAGGCUGUUCAGUGCCCUGACAUAGGGGAAGCCAACGCCAUGUGUCUGGCUACCUGCACCAGAGAUGGGAAACCCUCUGCCCGCAUGCUGCUACUGAAAGGCUUUGGCAAGGACGGCUUCCGCUUCUUCACUAACUUCGAGAGCCGAAAAGGAAAAGAGCUGGACUCCAAUCCCUUUGCUUCCCUUGUCUUCUACUGGGAGCCUCUAAACCGGCAGGUGCGUGUGGAGGGCUCCGUGAAGAAGCUUCCUGAGGAGGAAGCCAGGGGCUACUUCCACUCCCGCCCCAAGAGCAGCCAGAUUGGGGCUGUGGUCAGUCAGCAGAGUUCUGUGAUCCCAGACCGGGAGUACCUGAGGAAGAAAAAUGAGGAACUGGAGCAGCUCUACCAGGAACAAGAAGUGCCAAAGCCGAGUUACUGGGGUGGCUACGUCCUGUACCCACAGGUGAUAGAGUUCUGGCAGGGCCAAACCAACCGCCUGCACGACCGCAUCGUCUUCCGGCGGGGCACAGCCUCGGGGUCCACCCCUGUGGGGCCCAUGACCCACCGAGGGGAGGAGGACUGGCUCUAUGAGCGACUUGCACCCUGACUCCCAAAUCCUCUGUGAACCAGAGCUGGAGUGGGAUGCUGGGAAGUUUGUGGAACAGGGAACCAGACCUUGGAAGCCAUGCCUGCUCCCUCAGGCCCACGAUGGAUUGCUCAGGGUUCAGCCAAGCCAGCCUCGAACCCGACCUAGCAGCAGGAGGUGUCACAUUGCAACAACUGGAGAAAAGUUCCCAUUACAUAUUUUCUUUCUCUUUAUUUAAAACUUUUUCUUUCUCUUUUUUGGUUUACUGGACCCCACCCAGCUGUGCUCAGAGAUUGUUCCUGGCUCUAUGCUCAGGACUGAACCCAUAGCAGUGCUCGGGGACUGUCUACUGUGCCAAGAUGGAAUCGAACCUGAGCCAGGCAGCAUGCAAAGAUUUUACUAUCUCUUUGGAAGCGCCCCACCCCUUCCAAUUAUAUGUUGAUUGU